AAAAUCUAAAAUUAUUGUUUACCAAAGUGAUUUCACAAGCAUAACCGCCGAAAAUCAUUUACGUUAUUGUUUACACUCCGCGUAUAAAACUGGUGUUUUGCGAGUCUGGCUAUUACGUGAAAUCUAUCCAUAGAACAUGGUAGGGACCAGGUCAUCUGAAGCAGCAACAUCCCCGAACACUAGCGGAAAAGGGCCCCAAACAAAGUCAACCAUCGGCGAUGCACAACAGACGGCAUCUCAACCGCAUCACGGUUGCAGCGCUACCUUUUGUCGGCAGGCCUCAGUUUCGGGUAGUUCAUGUACACCGUUUCACACCGGAGUCCGACUGCGUGGUUUAGGAAGAAGUCGUCGGGAGGUGAAGCAAACUGUCCGCAAUUUGGAAUCCAAGCCACAAUCGCCAACAUUUAUUAGAAAUACCCAAUAUCUACCCACUCUCAAAGAGUCGCGUGUUCUUCCGACUGCUGAAGCUCCGACUCCAGUCUGUCGCUUUUGUCUCGAAACAUCGGGUAAUUCGCUGGAGCCAAUCUUUCAAUCAAAACCGAACGCUGGUGUUCCCACACCGGAAGAUAUUCUGCUUAUGCUGGGGAUUGAGGUCAAGCCCGACGACAAACUGCCGCAAGGGAUGUGCGUUACUUGCGUAUCCAAAAUUAAUUAUAUGAAACGUAUACGGAAACAGUUCCAGGAAACUGACCGGAAACUACAUGAACAGCUCAGAAGAUCAAACGUAUCACAUUAUUCAGAGGAUAUAGAAUCUUUGGAAAAGGAAAUGCAAAUAAUCGACGACAAGAGGAAGUUAAUGGAAGUAACUUCCACUGAAAGCGAAAUGAAAGUCGUUGGCUAUGGGAUCGCAAUGGAAAACGACGCAUACUUUAUUACGGUGGACCAUAAUCCAGAGCAACACUACCAAAACGAACAGCAGCUGCUGACCGAGGACCAGAUUACGAUCGAAGGCGUUGAGGAAGAAAUCGAAAGCACCCCGAUUAAGAGCGAAAACAACAUAGAGCCGGCCGUCGAUGAGUCACCCAUGGAGCUACUGUAUACCGGAAACUUCACCGAGGCAGCCGACAGUGCACAGAUUAAGGAAGAGCCACGAUUCGACGAUUUCGCCUCCAUCGACGAGUUAGAAGAAAUGGAGAGGUUGGCGGAGGCACUGAAAGAUAAACCGGAAAAGCGACGUUGCUAUGGGCGGUUUCGGUAUCACUAGGGGCGGCAUUGGUGCAGCAAGUGACAUUCUUUUGUUUGUACGAAUCGUGGGUGAAUAAAUGCGUCGUGGAAAUUCGAAA
Molecule: messenger RNA, 1283 nt
Organism: Topomyia yanbarensis
Lineage: Eukaryota; Metazoa; Arthropoda; Insecta; Diptera; Culicidae
Exons: 3
Coding region: 137-1204 (355 amino acids)
Cellular component (GO): nucleus
Molecular function (GO): zinc ion binding
Source: RefSeq, a predicted model, not a curated record